CAAUGAUGAUUGAAUUUUCAGGGGCUUCUAUUUAUAGAUAGGCAUGCCCCGUUGCCCUUUGUAUCGUCAUUCUCUCCCUCCAAAAAACAUGCAUGCUUACGGUUUCCUCCAUCUGUUUCCCAUCACCAAAUACUUAUGUCUUCCCUCUCUUCUUCACAUUACCAGUUUUGGCAUUUUUUUUGUUAAUAUUUGAGUUCCGGUGUGAUUCGUUUCCCUUAACAUAUAUAAGGAAGACGUCCACAAUCAAAGAUUUUAGUGGACCUGGGAGGACACUAUGUCUAUUUCAAUAAAGGAUUUGGAUCCUGCUUUACAAGGGGCAGGACAUAAAGCAGGGAUUGAGAUUUGGCGAAUCGAAAAUUUUCAACCUGUUGCAGUCUCACAAUCUUCACAUGGAAAAUUUUUCACUGGUGAUUCUUAUGUGAUUCUAAAGACAACUGCCUUGAAGAGUGGCGCCCUUCGUCAUGACCUUCACUAUUGGCUGGGUAAAGAAACUAGCCAGGAUGAAGCUGGUGUGGCUGCCAUCAAGACGGUCGAGCUAGAUGCAGCACUUGGUGGGCGUGCUGUUCAGUAUCGUGAAGUACAAGGCCAAGAAUCGGAGAAGUUCCUUUCCUAUUUUAAGCCAUGUAUAAUCCCUCAACAAGGUGGAUUCUCCUCAGGUUUUAAGCAUGUUGAGGCUGAAGAGCAUCCGAACCGCUUGUAUGUGUGUAAAGGAAAACAUGUCGUUAAUGUGAACGAGGUGCCUUUUGCUCGGUCGUCUCUAAAUCACGAUGACAUCUUCGUUUUAGAUACAGCGUCUAAAAUAUUUCAGUUCAAUGGCUCCAACUCUUCGAUUCAAGAGAGGGCUAAAGCACUGGAAGUUGUUCAGCAUAUAAAAGAUACUUAUCAUGAUGGGAAAUGUGAAAUAGCAGCUGUUGAAGAUGGAAAGUUAAUGGCUGAUGCUGCGGCCGGAGAAUUUUGGAAUAUCUUCGGUGGCUUUGCUCCACUUCCGAGGAAAGUAUACAGCGCACCCAAGAGCCCUCGUAUUGUUCAUCCUAAGCUUUUCUGCAUUGAGAAAGGAGAGGCGAUACCCGUUCAGACUGAUUCAUUAGCAAAGGAGUUGUUGGACUCAAAUAAAUGUUAUCUUCUCGAUUGCGUGAUGGAAGUAUUUGUUUGGGUGGGCAAAAGUACUUCUCUUGAGGACCGGAAAACUCUGAGCAGCACGGUUCAUGAAUUACUGCAAAAGCUAAACAGGCCUGAGGCUCAAACAGUUCGCAUAAUGGAGGGCUUUGAGACAGUGAUGUUCAAAGGAAAGUUUGAUUCGUGGUCUGAUUCAACCGCCCCCACAAAUCAGGACGCGAAAGGAAAGGUAGCAGAACUUCUAAAACGCCAAGGAGUGAAUGUGAGGGGUCUUGUGAAAGCAGAAGAUCCCCAAGAAGACGAACCUCAAACAUAUAUAGACUGCACAGGCGAUCUACAGGUUUGGAGCGUUAAUGGUAACCAGAAGACGAUUCUUGAAGGACCUUCUCAGUCGCAGUUUUACAGUGGUGAUUGCUAUAUCUUCCAAUAUUCUUAUCCUGGGGAAGAUAGAGAGGAAUAUCUUAUAGGGACAUGGUUUGGAAAUAAAAGUGUUGAGGAAGACAGGGUAGCAGCAAGUGCACAGGCUACCAAGAUGGUUGAGAAUAUGAAGUUCUUCCCGGCUCAGGCUCGCAUUUGUGAAGGAUUCGAGCCAGUCCAGUUCUUUGCCAUUUUCCAGAGCUUCAUAAUCUUCAAGGGUGGUCUUAGCGCAGGAUACAAGAACAGCCUUGCGCAGAAAGGACUAGAAGACGAUACAUACUCAGAGGAAGGACUUGCGUUGUUUCGUAUUCAAGGGACAGGACCUGAUAAUAUGCAAGCAAUACAAGUAGACCCUGUGUGCUCGUCGUUGAAUUCCUCCUACUGUUACAUACUAAACAGUGGUUCCUCGACUUUGACCUGGCUGGGAAGUAACACGACCACAGAUGAGCAGGAGCUUGCGGAGAGGUGGCUCGAUAUUUUGAAGCCGGACGUGCAGCCUAGAUUUCAACGAGAAGGUGCAGAAUCUGAGCAGUUUUGGGGUCUGAUUGGUGGAAAAAAAUCGGAGUAUCCAAAGCAGAAAAUAACAAGAGUGGCUGAAGGAGACCCUCAUCUGUUCUCAUGCACUACAUCCAAUGGAGAUCUGAAGGUGGAUGAGGUGUACAAUUUCGACCAGGACGAUCUUAUGACUGAAGAUAUAUUCUUCGUGGAUUGCCACUCCGACAUUUAUGUCUGGAUCGGGCAAAUGGUCGAAACGAAAAAUAAGACAAAUGCUUUAAAUCUAGGGGAGAAAUUUCUUGAGCGUGACAUUCUUGGCGAAAAAAUAUCAAAGCAAGCCCCUAUAUAUAUCAUUACAGAAGGGAACGAGCCUGCAUUUUUCACACGUUUCUUCACUUGGGACUCGAGAAAAUGUGCAAUGCAUGGUAACUCUUUCCAAAGAAGAAUGGCUAUAGUCAAACACGGUGGAACUCCACCGGUGGAAAAACCAAGAAGGAGAAUACCUGUCGGGAUGGGUGGGAGAUCCGGUGCACCAGAAAAAGCGCAGCAACGGUCCAGGAGCCUGUCUGUGGCCCCAGAGAGAAACCGCGUACGAGGAAGAUCUCCAGCAUUCAACGCUCUAGCAUCAACAUUCGAGAGUUCUAAUGCAAGAAACCUCUCAACUCCUCCUCCUAUGGUAAACAAGCUCUACCCAAAAUCGGUCGAGAUUCCAGAUGCAACCAUCCAGAGAUCAGCAGCCAUAGCAGCACUCACUAAAGGUUUUGAGAAACCUGGACCCGCUCGCCAGCUCAUCUUCCCUCGCUCCAUUAGAGGCCGCGACGUCCCCAAGCCUAGAGGUGAAACACAUAGCAUAGAUGAGGAAACGAAGGAAGAUGAAGGUGAAGACGAAGGACUCCCAACGCAUCCUUAUGAUCGCCUCAGAACAAAUUCCACUGAUCCGGCUCCAGACAUUGAUGCCACUAGGCGAGAGGCAUAUUUGUCAACAGAAGAUUUCAAGUCGAAAUUCGGGAUGAGCAAGAGUGCUUUCAACAAGUUGCCGAAAUGGAAACAGAAUAAGAUAAAGACAGCUCUAGAAUUGUUCUGAAACCUCCUAGCUGCUACAGCAUUGCCUGCAGAUAAGAUAACAGAGUGUGCAUGGAAGUCUCUAGAAGAAUUCCAUACCUUCAACUUCAUCAGAUGCUUAGGAAUCUUUUUUCUUUGUUUUAAUUCUGUGAUAGAUUUCUUGAUAUAUAACAGUUUUGUUUUAGGGUGCAAAAAGGCUGGAAGUGUGUACAGCAAUGUAAAACCACUCCAUUCAUUAGUUGGCUAGUUAAUAAAAUUUCCAAUGACAAAUUUAAAUUCAAUAAAAAGUUAAUACAAGGUCUAUAAUAAAGUUUCUACAA
Salvia hispanica is the source of this 3410-nucleotide messenger RNA. RefSeq names its product villin-4-like. Lineage: Eukaryota; Viridiplantae; Streptophyta; Magnoliopsida; Lamiales; Lamiaceae. Gene Ontology annotation, molecular function: actin filament binding. Gene Ontology annotation, biological process: actin filament severing; cytoskeleton organization. The record is from RefSeq and is a predicted model, not a curated record.